Messenger RNA from Acromyrmex echinatior (Panamanian leafcutter ant), 2415 nucleotides. It is a transcript of the gene Adck1, whose product is annotated as aarF domain containing kinase 1. Gene Ontology annotation, biological process: lipid homeostasis; protein phosphorylation; mitochondrion organization. Lineage: Eukaryota; Metazoa; Arthropoda; Insecta; Hymenoptera; Formicidae. Gene Ontology annotation, molecular function: protein kinase activity; ATP binding. The record is from RefSeq and is a predicted model, not a curated record. Gene Ontology annotation, cellular component: mitochondrial inner membrane.
UUAAAAAUAAUACGAUAAAUUUGGAGACAAUUUACUACCUCAUUAUUUAUAUUUUGUAUUCUUAAGUCACUCUUAAAAGUUAAAAAUGUUAAAAAAAAUAUAUUUAUUCGUUCUGUCUUUGUAAGUAAUUAAUGAAUCGCAAUCGCCCAUUUUUAACAUUACCAAUGCAGUCCACUCAGCCCACAGCUUGUAUAGGAAACCGUUUCGAAUUCAAACGCUUCAUGAGUAUUAUACGCGCAUUGAAAAACUGGAACGAUUUCGAAGCGUUGCGCAUCAGUGUUGCAUUUCACGCGCUUUAUAUGUAUUAUAAAUUGGAACGCACUCCAUGCAUGAAACGGAAUGCAUCUUGUGGGUAUGGUCAAUAUGAUAUUGCAAACGCUUUGAAGCGUUUUUUAAUUGAUCAGUUUGUAAAAUUCUUUCUUCUAAUUGGUCCAUCAAAUCAUUUGUGGCGAGACUUUGACCACAGCCCUAGUGACACGCAGUGACACGCUUGUCCACAUGGUUGGACUGAAAACCGAUAGAUCCAAGUUGAUCUAUUUAGCGACCGUUUGUAAAAGUGUCGUGUAUUUAUAAUCUUGACAGAAAGUGCACAGAAUUGUUGACAAGAUAUGUAAAAUACAAACGAGGUUAGUUUAACCCCUUUCUAAAGUUUAUACUCUUCACUACUCCUCAGUUUGUCGGUUUCGAUGUCAUAAUACGCUCUUAUAUCACGCGAAUUUAUGAGGAUUUUUAAUCAUCACGUUAGUAGGAUCUGUCAACUGAAUGGCAAUGUUUACAUCCAGAAGACUGUUCAAAGCCGUUGUUAUUGGAACAGUUGGGCUGGGUACUCUGGCAUCUCUUAGAACAAAUGAGUACGAUAUCAGUGCCAUUGGUAUUGUACGCUUAGGCCGUGCUGCACUAACAGUGCUUGACAUAGGCCAUUAUUAUAAGAGAGAAUUAUAUGACAGUAAAUUGGAUAAAACAUCACCGGAGUACUUGCAGCUGAAAUCAAAUGCUCACAAGUAUGGAGCGCAGAAGCUCCUAGAGCUUUGUUGUGCCAAUAAAGGGGUGUACAUCAAGGUAGGUCAGCAUGUAGGUGCACUGGACUAUCUGUUGCCUCAGGAAUAUGUACACACCAUGCGUAUACUGCAUAGUGCGGCACCUCAGUCCUCGUUCAAUGAUGUACUUACCGUUAUUAAGGAGGAUUUUAAGAGGUCUCCGUAUGAGAUAUUUCAGAGCAUCGACCCGGAACCCCUGGGUACUGCUAGUCUCGCACAGGUACACAGAGCCGUGCUGAAAAACGGCGAUGUGGUGGCCGUGAAGGUACAGCAUCGUGCAGUCAAGAGCAACUCUUAUGUUGACAUUAAGACCAUGUCGACUUUGGUGAAAAUUACAUCACUGAUAUUUCCGGAUUUCAAGUUCGAGUGGCUAGUCAAAGAGACAAAGAGGAACAUCCCUCAGGAGUUGAACUUUACUCUGGUACAGAGGCUUUUCAAGAAUUAUCAUUGGCUAAAAGUACCAAAAAUAUACUGGGACUUGUCAACAUCCCGCGUGCUCACAAUGGAAUUCCUAGAAGGCGGACAGGUGAAUGACCUAGAGUACAUGCGUGACCAUCAGCUGAAUCCGUACGAGAUCACCAGUAAACUCGGUCGUCUGUAUAGCCACAUGAUCUUCAUUGAAGGUUUUGUUCAUUCGGAUCCGCAUCCCGGUAACAUCCUAGUGCGCAAUCGCGACUCCCAGGCGGAAAUCAUUCUGCUGGAUCACGGUCUCUAUGCUAAUCUGUCCGAUCAAUUUCGCUGGGACUAUUCAAAGCUAUGGCUGGCAAUCCUCGAUGGUGAUCGGGUGGCUAUGAAGAAAUACUGCGGUCGUCUCGGUGUUGAGGAUUACUAUGGUUUGCUGUCAGUUAUGGUAUCAGGCAGGACUUGGGAAACGAUUAUAUCAGGCGUGCGUAAAACUCGCUACGACAUUAGCGAGAAGGAGAUGUUUCAGCAGAAUGUUCCAAACUUGCUGCCGCAGAUCAGUAAUGUGCUGGACCGUGUCAAUCGGCAAAUGCUGCUGAUUCUUAAAACCAACGAUCUCAUGCGCUGUAUCGAGUAUUCACUGCACACUCAAUCCAGGAUGACGGCCAUGAUGGAAAUGUCCAAGUGUUGCGUGCGUUCUGUAUAUGACAAGAAGCUUCGGCAAUGCUCAAAUGCAUGGGAUAAGUGCUGGGUGUCGUUAGCUGAACGCUGGACGCUUCUUAAAUUAUCAUUCUACUAUAUAUACCUGGGCCUGAUACACUUCGACCUAAACAACUCUGUCAAUUCUCUAUGGACAAAGGACUUUUAUCCUUUUUAACAAAAGCUUGUCUUUAGUCUAUUGAUUGAAUACGCUUUUUUGUAAAUGUCUAUAAUUUAAAGUUUUUUUUUUUUCAAGAAAAGUCUAGAGAUAUCUAUU